Salvelinus sp. IW2-2015 is the source of this 2396-nucleotide messenger RNA. Lineage: Eukaryota; Metazoa; Chordata; Actinopteri; Salmoniformes; Salmonidae. The record is from RefSeq and is a predicted model, not a curated record.
UGUUGAUAAGGAUAUUAUUUAAUUGAUGUAAACUAAUCACCCAUACAUUUAUGUAAAAAUAUAUCUACAUUUGUAUGCCAAUGGACGCGCGCACACCGCUCCGCGUAUGGCUAUAUUGGAUACUCUAGAAAUUGUCAUUUGAGCGAUCGGUUCUUCACUCGAGCGCAACCGACAAAGGGCGAGAAUGUGUCUGGUUGGUAUGUCUAUCUUCAUGAUCUGAAGUGUCUUUAUACACCUUUAAAACUUUCGUUUUAAUUAACAUUCGUCGCAGUCUCAUUUCGAUUAGCCUAUCCUGUUUGCUUUUCACAUCAGCUAUAAAUCAAUUUACACAUGAUGAGAUUGGAGAUCGGCACAUAACUGUGAAUGCAACAUUAGCAGUCGGUACGAGCUUCAUCUUCACUUACACCCAGACAAGCGCUUGGACAGGGCUAUGGGUACUCUGAGGGACUUGCAGUUUGCACUGCAGCUGAAGAUCGAGGAGCUCCGUCAGAGAGACAGUCUGAUAGAUGAGCUGGAGUUGGAGCUGGACACCAAGGAUGAUCUCAUCCGACAGCUGCAGACAGAACUGGACCGCCAUCGCAACGCUCCACAACACACAGGGAGCACAGAGAACACAGGACCCGGGCUGUCCCCACCAGUGCCUGAUGAGCCGCAGAGGACUAAGAGACAGGCAAUAUCAGCAGAACCCACAGCCCUGGACCCUGCCCAACUCACACACGUCACACUCACCAACUACAGCAAGAGUGAAGAGUCUAGAGAGCUGAUCCAUAGAGCUCUGUUGGAGAAUGAAUUCAUGAAACACCUGGAGCAGGGACAGAUUCAGACCAUAGUUGACUGUAUGCAUCCCACUCGUCUGGCCCGGGGCUGCUGUGUCAUACAGGAGGGAGACGACGGAUCUCUGGUCUAUGUACUGGAGGAGGGAAAGGUGGAGGUGACUAAAGGGGAACAGAAGCUGUGCACCAUCGAUCCCGGGAAGGUCUUUGGAGAACUGGCCAUCCUCUACAACUGUACCAGGACUGCUACUGUUACAGCUCUGACUGACAUUAAGCUGUGGGCGAUAGACAGACAGGGUUUCCAGACCAUCAUGAUGAGGACUGGACUCAUUAAACACUCCCAGUAUAUGGAGUUCCUCCGCAGGGGUUCGUUUGAGGACGGCACCACACGGUUCUAUACAGGGUGUGUUGUAGAGGCUCUGGCCUUCCUCCAUGUUAGAGGCAUCAUCUACAGAGACCUCAAACCUGAGAACAUCAUACUGGACCACCGAGGAUACGCCAAACUGGUGGACUUUGGCUUUGCUAAGAAGGUGGGUCUGGGUCAGAAGACGUGGACGUUCUGUGGGACUCCAGAAUACGUGGCCCCAGAGAUCAUCCUGAACAAGGGACACGACAUCUCUGCUGACUGCUGGUCCCUGGGGAUACUCAUCUAUGAACUGCUCAGCGGCAGUCCUCCGUUCUCUGGUUCUGACCCUAUGAACACCUAUAACAUCAUCCUGAGAGGAAUCGACAUGGUGGAGUUCCCCAAGAAGAUCUCCAAGAGUGCUGCCAACCUCAUCAAACGCCUCUGCAGGGACAACCCAUCUGAGAGGGUGGGGAACCAGAAGAAUGGGGUGAAGGACAUCCAGAAACACAAGUGGUUUGAAGGUUUCAAUUGGGAGGGACUCCGACAGACAACUCUGGCCSCUCCUUUCACUCCUACUGUGGAGGGUCCACUGGACACCAGAAACUUUGACUGCUUCCCCGAUGACAGCGAGGCCCCGCCCCCAGACGAGGAGUCCGGCUGGGACCUGGAGUUCUGAUUGGACAACAUACAUUAUGUAGAACAGACAUGCCUUUCUGACAUAUAGAUUAAGGCAUCAGGUGAUGGUAUUUCUGAUGAUGGUAGUUCUGUCUGCGCCCUCCCGAAUGCGAGCCUGGUUGUGCUAGGUUUAACUGGUGGGUUUACCAGGUAAGCUAGGUAUAUCAGGUUGUGGCUCUGCCAAAGUGAGCUGGGGGAAUCAUAGUACCCCCAGGUAGCAGCGGCCAAUCAGCUGCUGUUGUCACCUGCUCCUCCCCAUGACAGUUUUCUACAAUACAGUAAGACUUUUUAGGAGAUUUGUUUGUGUUCAUCUGUUUUGACUGGGGUGAUUGUUAGUUCCGCAGUAUUUGGUCAUAAAAUAUAUAACCAAAAUAAAAACAUCUAUCAAAAAACGUUCAACUCUGUAUCAAAUGUCUGAAUAAGCCAACAGAGCGGUGUCAUGCAGAAGCACCAAGAGGGAGAGAGAUGUGACUGUGCAUGCAAAAGGAAGAAUAAGGGGGAAGAGUGUGAGAAUGAAUGAGGGGAAAGUUAAUGAAAGUUAGAACAGAACAAUUUCCUUUCUCAGAUGUCACAGCUCUGAGACCCUUAACAACUAUUUGAAC